Molecule: messenger RNA, 3804 nt
Organism: Cyclopterus lumpus (lumpfish)
Lineage: Eukaryota; Metazoa; Chordata; Actinopteri; Perciformes; Cyclopteridae
Gene: vtg3
Product: vitellogenin 3, phosvitinless
Exons: 27
Coding region: 1-3804 (1267 amino acids)
Biological process (GO): lipid transport
Molecular function (GO): lipid carrier activity
Source: RefSeq, a predicted model, not a curated record
AUGAAGGGGCUCAUCCUCUGCUGCCUUGUGGCUCUGGCCACAAGUCAAAGAAUCCGUUACGAGCUCGGCCUGAACCCCAACAAAACAUAUGAAUACAAAUAUGUGGGAACUGUGAAUUUUGGACUCGGUAUUCCAAACCUGGCGCAGUCUGGUACGAGAAUGUCGUGCAAGAUCAAGAUCCGAGGUGUGUCUGAGCAAACGUUUGUCCUUCAGGUUUCAGAUUUUUCCUCUGAAGAGUUCAACGGAGUCGAGGGGAAAAACGAAUUUGAGGUGUCCGCAAAGCUCACCGAGCGUAUUGCUUCCCAGCUCGUCAAACCCUUCAUGUUUGACUAUGUCGCUGGACACGUGGACAACAUCCGCUCCUCUGCUGAGAUUUCUGACACUAUUGUCAACAUUGUGAGAGGGAUGCUGGGUUCGUUCCAAUUGACUGUGAAGAUCACACAGAGGAUCUAUGAGCUCGAAGAGGCUGGCAUCCAUGGCAAGUGUCAGAGUAGUUAUGCUACUGAAAUCAACGCGGAAACCAAUGACAUGACAAUCACUCAGGUCGUGGAUGUCAAUAACUGCAGGGAAAAGGCGGCCAUCUACAAAGGACUGGCCACCGCUGUGCUCGACCCAGUCUCCAGACAGAGAGGGGAAUCUGUGGUUUCAACAGUGAGAAGUGUUUACACAGUCAAGCCGACAGUAGAGGGAGGGCUCAUCACCAUGGCUCAUGGCCUGGAGCAACAGAACUUCAGCCCCUUUAACGUGAAGGGAGGCAACUUCAAGAUGGAAGCGACGACCGAAAUGGUGCUGCUCAGCGUGAAUGACACAGCGAGAGCCCUCCCGCUCGGGUCAACGGAAAGCAAGGGAAACCUUGUUUUUAAGUUUGUCGAUGCGGAAGUCAAUGUCCCCAUUGUGAUGCAGAACCUGGACAACCCAAUAGCAAAGGCUGCUGAGUUGAUCAAGCAUCUGGCUGAGGCCAAUCGCUACCAGAUUGACACCACAACAUCUGAGGACACUAUAAAGCUGUAUCAGCUCCUCCGAGUGAUACCUUAUGAAGGAUUAGACGUCUUGUGGAAGCAAUUUGCAGGAAAUGAAGAGAAUCGACGUUGGUUUUUGGACAUGAUUGUUGAAGUCAACGAUGCCAGAAUCCUGAAGUUCCUGGAAACGAGGUUCCAGACUGGAGAUUUGUCUGCAAAUGAAGCUCUGCAGACCCUGUUGCUGGCAUUUGACCAUCUCCAGGCUGUUCCUGAUCUGGUUGAGAUGGCUAAAAUGUUCCUGACAAUGCCUUUCAGUAAAUCCAACGUCUAUUUGUGGCAAACUGUGGUGCUUUCCUAUGGCUCUCUGGUUUACAAGCACUGUGCCUAUUAUACACCUUGUCCUGUGGCGGCUGUUCAGCCACUGCUGGACAUGGCCAGGGAAAGUCUGAGCAAUGGCAACCACACUGACAUGGUCAUCGCUCUGAAAGCUCUGGGGAACGCAGGUCAUCCAGGCAGCAUUAAAACCAUCAUGCGCUUCCUCCCCGGAGUUGCUGCCACGCCUGUGGAUCUGCCACCUCGUGUGCUGAGUGCCGCUGUGCAGUCUAUGAGACUCAUAGCUGCCAGGGACCCCCAGAUAGUCCAAGAGAUCACCAUGAGUCUGUUCCUGCAGAAGAAGCUUGCCACUGAGCUUCGCAUGCUGGCCUUCAUGAUCCUGUUUGACACAAAACCCUCAAUGGCUCUGGUGUCCAUCGUGACUGUACAUCUACAGGAGGAAAAAGACCUCCAUGUCAUUAGUUUUGCAUACUCCUAUUUGAAAAGCUUUUCCAGAUCCAGUACUCCAAACAACCACUUCCUCUCAACUGCCUGCAACGUAGCCGUGAAAAUCCUGGCCCCUAGAUUUGGCCGUCUCAGCUAUCACUACAGCAAAGCAAUGCGCAUGGACUGGUUCAAUGAUGAUUUCUUAAUUGGUACGGCCACAGAGGUCUUCAUGCUGAAAAGUGCAACGAACAUCUUUCCGACUGAAAUCAUGAUGAAAGGAAAAUUUUACUUUAUUGGUAGAAUUCUGCAGCUCCUGGAGUUGGGUAUACAUGCUGAGGGACUCGUGGAGCUACUUGGUAACGGCAUCCCUGGUUUUAAAGGAGAUCUCAGUUUCAGUGACUUCCAGGCUGUUCUCAAUGUGCUUAAAAACUGGGAAGUUCUGCCCAAUGAUAAGCCCAUCAUGACUGCCUAUUCACGGGUCUCUGGACAAGAGUGGUUCUACGCUGAUCUCAAGAAAGAGACCAUCGACGCCCUCAUCAAGAGUGUCAGUCUUUCUGCAGGGAAAGGCAGUUCUCUGUGGGUCGUGAUUGAGAGUCUACAGAGAGGAGUGUCAUGGCAUUGGACAAAGCCUUACUUAAUCGUUGAGGUUCGCUACUUCCAAGCUACCAUCCUGGGUCUCCCACUGGAGAUAAGCAAAUAUUAUGAGUCCAUCAGUGGAAUCACUGUAAAUGCCAAAGCCACAACAAAUCCACCACUGAAUGGACAGCUUGGACAACUGCUUACUUCUGACAUUUCCCUGGAGACUGAUGGUUUUAUUGGUUUUACAAAGGAUUUCUGGGUUUACUACGGAAUCAACACGGAGCUCUUCCAAUGUGGUUCCGAGUUCAAAGCCAAAACACCUCUUUCAAUCCCGUGGAAGUUUACUGUCAAGAUCAACAUCGCAGAAAAGAAGUUUGAACUUGACUUCCCUUCAUGCAAAGAAGAUAUUGCUAUCUAUUCAGUCAACUCCAAUGUGUAUGCAGUCACCAGGAACAUUGAAGAGCCAGAAUUGGCUAAAAUGACUCCAAUAAUACCAAAUCCUAUUGACUCCAAUGCUGAAGUCGUCCACAGUGGGCCCACAGCUGUGAAACCUGAUUCAGAUCAGACCCUGACAACAAACACCUGGAAUCAAAGAGACAACAUGUGUGCUGAGAGCAACAUUUACGGAGUUGGUCUGUGUGUGGAGUCUGAGUUCAGGAGAGAAUAUUAUCAUGAUGAAUACCCCCUGUACUAUUUCCUGGGAUACACCCACAUGGCAUUCAAAGUAGUACCAGUCCAGUCAAUCAAACCUGUCGACAAAAUCCACUUUGAGGUCAAUGCCAGCCCGAGCGGACAUCCAGUCAGCACGCGCCAACUGCUUGAGACCCUGAGGAGGCUUUCCAUGGAAGACAACCAGCAAGUACGCCUGUCCUCUGAUUCAGCCUCAAGUGAAAGAGGAUCUCAUCAAAGACCUGAUGACAACUUAAUGGAAGACUGGAAUUCAACACCCGAAGCUGUGUUCAAUGUCAAUUUCUUUGCCAUGAAUGGCAACCAGAAGCCCGAGGGUUACGAUGCAGUCUUCUACUACACACCCAAGCCAAGUAAAAGCACCCAGCUGAUUGUGUCGCAGGUUGGAGAAAACAUCAACUGGAAGAUGUGCAUCAACACGACUGUGAAGCCCCAUGUUGAGGCCAUGGCAAACAUUAGAUGGGGAGCUGAAUGUCAAACUUAUGGAAUGUCAAUAACAUCUGAAAAUGCACGUUUUCCUGGUGCUAAGCCAAAAAUCAAUGCAAAAAUACAGUGGACCACGAUCCCAAAGAAUCUGGCAGAGGUUUGCACAAGAUUUGAAAGCUACAUCCCAGGUAUUGCUCUCCUUCUGGACUUCUACCAGAAACAUGAGAAAAAUGUCAAGCAGGAGAUUUCUGCAUCACUCGUUGCAACGUCAGCAGACAGCAUCGAUGUGACCAUUAAAUUCCCAGAGUAUACAGUCUACCGCCAGGCUAUUCCAUUUCCUCUGCCACCUGCCACUUCCACGAGUUUCAACGGGACAUCAGAAACACAACAAUAG